Sclerotinia trifoliorum is the source of this 4883-nucleotide messenger RNA. The record is from the annotation of a GenBank genome assembly. Lineage: Eukaryota; Fungi; Ascomycota; Leotiomycetes; Helotiales; Sclerotiniaceae.
GCCUCGUUAUUUUUCCUCUCUUCUUUUCGAACUGAAGUUUCCUUCCUCAAUUGUGAAAGGAAGUGCCUUUUAUUUGUAUUGCCAGCUGCAUUUUCAUAGUGACACCAAUAACCCGCAGGUGAUCCUCGAGCAAUCAAUCUAAUUCGUGCUGUUCCUCAGCCCACAGUAAAAUUCUGCAGAACAGUUAUACAAAAGUUUGAACCCUUUCAAGUGGAUACUUGUUUUGCUACUAAGAAACAAGGCUGUGGGAUUGAUUAUCCAUACAUGGAGAACGCAGAUGUGGCUGCCUCUGAUAAGGCGAGAAGUUCAGAGCAUUACUCAGAAAUGGAUCGCGAACAUGCAACACAGAACGAUAUUUCCCAACGAGGUUCGAGUCCAUCGGGAAAAGCCAUGGAUAGACAGCGCGAGGCUCAAGAAUAUAUUCGCAAUCGUCGAGCACAAGCGACGGUCGCAGAUGAGGCAGAUGAGAAUGUCAUGGUCGAUAACGUUUCACAGUUCGGGCCACAAAAUAUAAGUAGAGAAAGUGAAGAUGAUGAACAAAAGCUACUUAUCACAUUAGCAGAAAAGUACAACUACAAUUUAUACUUAGUGAGUCUAACUGCAUGGAAGCUUCCUAGGUCCCUACUUUGUAGCUUAUGUGGUGCAUAGACUAAUGAUGAUUUUAAAGCCUCCGGGGAACUCUGGAAGUCCCAUAAUCGAGCAUACUAAUUACGCUGCUCUACUGCAUCGCAACGCGCCAUCUUCGCCACAAACACGUCAAAUAACGGAUGGGCAUGACUCCUGGCACCACUCUCGUCCUAGAAAUCGUUCCGGUUCUCCACAGGCCGAAGAUCCCCCUCGAACCCCCUCUCCAUCGAUACGUCACCUUGACAAUACGCAAAUAACCCCUUCUCCGCCGCCACCUAUUCCGACAGCCCCAAUCUCCGAUUUUCGUCCCGGCCCUAUAUUUUCUACUUCACAUAUGCCUUAUCAAGCGGCAAAUAACCCGCGACCUGCCUACGCAACAAAUCUCAGGCAAUAUGCAGACAGGAAUCGGACACCGGGCAAGAAACAAACAUCUGAACGAUCAGGGUUUGAAAACAAUACGGCCAAUUCCGAAACUCAACCAUCCGUAAACAGUGAGUACAGAAAUUUCAAUACCCGAGCUACGAGCUUUGAAAUAUGCUCACACAUUCACAGGUCAGCUCUCAGAUAGAUACAGGCAUAAUCAGAUUGCCUCUUCCCCCCAUCAAAAAUCUCAGUCACCCCAGGCGGCACCGCCUACUCAAUGGGCGGCACCUAAACCUGCUCGAAACAACGCCAACAUUGUACAGAAUCUACAAGACUCACAGGCUCUACAAUUGGCGGAGUCUGGAUCGCAACCUUCACGGCUUCAUCCUGUGUCUUAUCCUUCACAGUCGCGGCAAGAGGCUAGUCAACAAAAUAUAGAGCAUGGCCAUGAUUCCUCACACCCGAACGGCCCAGAGCUCUGGAGCCAUACUAAUAGGCUUCCGCAAAAGAACUACCCGACUCCUGAUAGUGUAUCAGGCAAUAGCCGGCGUCAAAUGUCUUAUGCGCAACAAAAUAAUGCCCGCGAUAGUCCUAAAGCUUUCGGCCAUGCGCCAGCCGGGCAAAUUACACCUCUUCCACAGGGCCAUCACGGAAACCAUGGGCACGAAACAUAUGGUCCACACCACGAGCAUGAUAUGACCCCCUCCAACUACGGUUAUGAUCAAAGUUCUCAAGGGGAAUUUAGUCCUCGUAUGUCUUUGACUUCUCCUGUUUGGCACUCUGUAAAAUUGAUACUGAUUUUUUUUUAGCAACCACAAUCCCUAACCAAUCGAAUUUCACUCCAGAAUCUCAUGGAAAUUCUACUCGUGGUCAUGGAGAUGGAUACAGCUCUGAACAUCAGUUCGAACAAUCUAUGCACGGUCGUAGACCUCGUGAGUAAUCUACCAUUCAUAUUUAACCUUUCCUACUAAGCAAAUCAUCAGAAAUACACGGAUCCAUAUCAUCGACAACUCUUCAUCGCCAAAGUAACUUUGUCGACUGGAAAUCGCAGCUCUGCCAGCUGUUCAAUGCACCACAUGAUAGUCAUGACGAAGAUCUUUUCAAAAUGUUGGAAAUGACUAGGAGCAAACUUUUGUCAGAUAGCCGUGAUGCCAAUCAAGAAAAACUGGCAUUGCCUUAUCAUACGAUCUAUCGAGUCAGAUGUCAUCAAAAAGAGCUAAGCCACAUGUUUUUGGAUACUCCCUGGCUUGUCAAAGACAGUCCGACCGGUGAACAUAUCCAUGGUAGUAUAAUUGUGAGAAACAUUGCUCUGCAUACCCAGGAAUAUACGAACUUGUCGUUCAUUGUAUACAAAGACUAUGCCUGUUGCAGACCUAAGAUCGAUAAAAUGAACACAUCGGAUUCGACGAAAUCGAAGUCUGCAUGCUCGGAGCAACCUAGUUCAAACGGCGAGAACGAACUUGCGGAAUUUCUCGUGGGCGAGUCUGUGUGCUUGAUCGGCAGCGAGCUAUCCGCUGGUCUUAAAAGACUUACUAGGCAGAAUAUCCAGGAAAAUUCAUAUUACCCUUCAUUCAACGUUAGCACCGAGUUCAAGGCACCAUAUCCAUGGUUUUACCACCAGAGAGCUCCUUUGGAAGAGCGCAGACGCCAGCUGAAACCUGAGCUUUUGGCUCGUGUAAAUUCUUUUGUCGAAUACGUCAAUGAAAGCUUUGGGCCCGAAUAUGCUAUAGUUGAUACACUCCUAAGCCAGGGAAAAAUCUCGCGCAGAUACCUCUGCUAUCUUUACGUAAGUGAUUUCUGGGUCCCAUGGCCAUGUUGAGAAUCGAAAUUUAACUGACAGCAUGAAAACAGAGCCCUGACGCCGUCAUACUGCGCGCCGACAAAGAUGAUGAAGGAAAGAAGAAGGCGUAUUUAACUAAAUCAUGGCUUUAUUUACCGGCAGGAGGGAGUCCUAAAGGCAGUGGAGAGUCAGCUACCUUGACAACCUCCUUGCUCGUAUCUUCCUGGACAUUUGAUGGCCUUUUUCAAGAGAACGUUGAAUUAAUCACGAUUGAUGAUUUCAAAACGUCGGAAGAAGUAGUCAAAAUCACGGCUCUGACCACUUAUCCAAUGCGCUACGCCGACCCCACCAUUGGGACAUCACUUAGAAAACAGGGAGAAAUGUUCUGGAAAUUCCGCAAGUCCUGCUACAUAUACUACAGUGAUGAAGAUGAAUCGGAAGAGAACAUUGUAGGCAGGCCCGAUGAUCAACUUUACAUUUUUCAGCUGGCUAAUAUCACUUUUUUUCACAGGGGCAAUCCAGGUAUAUGAUUGAUAUCGAAACAUACAAGAAAUUACACCCCAAGUCUGCAGGGGCCAAACUACCCAAUCGGGACGAUUUGGGUCCUUUAGUGAUGGCAUCUGAUAUACCACCAGAAGGCGUUUUCACACUUCUUCUGCCUAGUACGAUUAUUGGAUUCAACAUGCAAGAAAAGAAAUGGGGUUUGUUAAAAAAGACGCAAUUAUCACUGUCUUCUUUGCUAAUUUGUUGCAUUAGUCAAUCUCGAAGUUAGUCGCAUGUACGCGGUCAAAUGGAACAAAGAUGCGUUUGAGACUUUGGCUAGAGAUAACGAUACGAAAAUCCUCAUCACAUCUCUAGUCGCAAAUCAAAUCAAAGACGAGCAGAGCCCAGGCCUUAUCGGCAGGAAAGGAAAUGGUUCAAUCAUACUAUUACGCGGGUAAAUGAUCCACAAACUCGGACUUCUUAGGGAAAAAAACUAACAAUGAACUUAUAGCUCUUCUGGGACCGGUAAAACCCUGACAGCAGAAAGUGUUUCAGAGGUUGUAGAGAAACCACUCUACGUAACCUCGUGCAGCGAGAUAGGAACAACACCAGAAGCCCUCGAGAAAGCCCUCGAACGAAUCUUCUUUUUAGGAAGAGUUUGGAAAUGCGUCAUACUCCUUGAAGACGCCGAAAUGUUUCUCGAGAAAAGGACUUUAGGAGAUCUUCAACGCAACGCAUUGAUUUCUGUAUUUUUACGGGCACUCGAGUCUUACAACGGAAUCGUCAUCUUAACGAGCUCGCCCAUCACCACCAUGGACGAGGCUUUCAAAUCUCGCAUUCAACUUUUCCUCCGCUAUACCUCGCUGACUUUUGCUCAACGAGCUAAGAUAUGGGAAUCUCAUAUCAAGCAGCUCGAGUCACUGGAAUCCCUAUUCACCCCCUCUACGAUAAAUAUAUCCGAGCUUCGAGCAAAUCUAUCAAUGCUUGCGAAAUACAAGCUUAAUGGACAUGAAAUCGGACAUGCAGUCAGAACAGCUAGACAACUAGCCUUGUGGAAAGGAAUCCCGAUGGGUUUUGAAGAGGUGCAGUAUGCUGUCAGUGUUGCGGGAGGAUACGACAACACAAAUGAUGAGGACAAACGAAACGUGGGAGAAGCAGUGAAGAGGGUUGUUGGGGAUACAGAUGAUGAUCCUUACGAUGGGGUGGAAGAUUUAAUGAGCGUUGCUGAAUUAUGAUUGACGAGUUAUGAUUUAUGUAUGAUUUAAGUUAGUGAGCGUCUGCUUUGUGCAGAGUCCCCCUCUUUUCGACUUGUGUGUAUGGAGCGCUGCUUUCCUGUUGUGCUUGCGCGUCUGAGUUUGUGGUUGUGGUUUGGAUUUUUUCUGCGUUUUUCUGCGUAUAUACCAUUCUUCCAUGAUUCUUCCUUCUGUGGAAUUUGAAUAGGGCACUAGGAAAUAAUGUAUUAGGCUUAUGUAUAUUUGUGCCUUUCUCAUCAUCUCAUACUGAAGUAUUGUCCCAAAGUCUAUGGCGUUUUUUUGAUCUCGAAGGUAUCCAAGAGUGGUACUUACAAGGCAGGACAAGAAUGGAACAAUUAAAUGCAGAGACGAGUCCGAUUACGGUAGACCAACUCGAA